Centruroides sculpturatus (bark scorpion) is the source of this 587-nucleotide messenger RNA. Its product is annotated as adhesion G-protein coupled receptor G2-like. Bases 25 to 483 code for a protein of 152 amino acids. Gene Ontology annotation, biological process: cell surface receptor signaling pathway; G protein-coupled receptor signaling pathway. NCBI's taxonomy places the organism in Eukaryota, Metazoa, Arthropoda, Arachnida, Scorpiones, Buthidae. Gene Ontology annotation, molecular function: G protein-coupled receptor activity. The transcript has 4 exons. The record is from RefSeq and is a predicted model, not a curated record. Gene Ontology annotation, cellular component: membrane.
CCUUUAGUCGUCGUGGCCGUAAUAAUGUUCGUCGAUUAUAAAUUGUACCACGGAGGAAAAAAUUAUUGUUGGCUUCAAAUAGGAGCAUUCUAUUACGGAUUCCUCUUGCCGGUGGGAAUAGUUAUGCUGGUCAACUUGGUGGUAUUUUGUUUGGUCUUUUAUUCCGUCGCCUGGGCGAAAAAGCCGAAGCUGAAGACAGACGACAAGAAACUGGUUCUGGUACGGUUAAGGGCGGCAGUUUGCAUUUUAACCCUUUUAGGACUGUCGUGGACGUUGGGUUUCUUCGCCAUAAACAGCGCGAAAUUAGUGUUUAAAUAUCUGUUCACCAUUUUCGUCACUCUUCAGGGAUUCGUCAUCUUUCUGCUUCAAAUCGUCUGCAACAAAAGUGCCAGAGAUUUAUGGAUAAAGCAUUUUCGACGAAAACGUUCUGUCGGCGUAGAAGAUACCGUCAUGUUCAGUAUUAUUAGGAAAAACAAUCGAUGACAAUUUCCUUAAAUCUAUUUUACUGUAUUAAAACGUGCUUUGAGGUUGUGUAUUUCGCAGUAUUUUUAACUUUUCAUUAAUGUUUGAGAAGGACGUAUUUUCUA